UAAAUAAUAUCGACUAAUACUUAUGCAAUGAGUUAAAACAUUAUCUGUUGAAUUUGAACCGUGACCUCUUUGACGGUUUGUCCACGAAACAUUUAAAGCAAAUGCAUAAUGUAAAAUGUUAAUUCACCGACAUAUAGAUCAAAGUUGAUAAUGAACGUAGGAUAUCAUUCAGUAUUUGUCGUGGCGGGCCGCGCACGCGGUGUAGUGUUGGGUCCUUUAUUUAUUAAAGCAAAAUAGGUAAACAUACAUGUAACUUUAUUCAAAGAUUAGAUCAUUAAGUUCGUAUGUUGGCAGUAUGACGUUCUUCUUGAGAAAGAGUGCAAUGAACGCGAGAAAUGUGAACAGGUUUCGCAAGGUAUACACUCUGGUGAACAUUGAAAGCCAUCGUUCUUACAGCCUUAAAACGAAAACAAUAAAAAUCUCAAUAGUCGGUGUUCCUUUCAAAUUGAGCUCAUUUCAUACUAGCUGUCCGGCAAACACAACUGUAGCAUUCAAGUUGUCCGAUAUUGGAGAAGGAAUACGUGAAGUGGUAAUUAAAGAAUGGUUCGUCAAAGUAGGUGACAAAGUUCAGCAGUAUGAUAAUAUCUGUGAGGUGCAGAGCGACAAGGCGGCGGUUACUAUUACCAGCCGAUACGACGGGGUAGUCAAACGUUUGUACUAUGAGGUCGACCAAACUGCCUUAGUUGGAAACACUCUCGUUGAUAUUGAAGUGGAGAAUGCUGAGGAUGAAGCAGUUGCAGAUGUUACAUCAGAUUCCACUGCAGAAUCUAGUCCUACUACGCUUACAAAAAUAAGCACAAACCAAAGGGCCAAAGUACUGACUACACCAGCAGUAAGAAGAAUUGCUGCGCAAUUUGAUGUAGAUUUAAGUGCGGUAAAAGCUUCUGGAAGAAAUGGUAGAGUAUUAAAGGAAGACGUAUUGUCACAUCUAAAUAUAAACGCAGAAAAAUCUAACGAAGUACCUGAUAUGUCAGUGGUCACAGCUGCAUCAAUACCAAUGAUACCAGCAUAUAUAGAAACUGAAAUUAUGUUGGAGGACAGAACAGUGCCAAUUUCUGGAUUCACAAGAGCUAUGGUAAAAUCGAUGACAGAAGCAAUGAAAAUCCCUCAUUUCGGACUUAGUGACGAAUAUGAAGUAACCAAACUAGUCGAGUCUCGAGAAAUGUUGAAAACGAUAGCACAAGAGAAAGGCAUUAGGCUGACCUAUUUGCCUAUAAUCUUAAAGGCUGCCUCUUUAGGUUUGAGUAAAUUUCCAAUAUUAAACAGUAGCCUGGACAGCUCUUGCGAACAUCUUACAUAUAAAGCUAGUCAUAAUAUUGGAGUAGCUAUGGAUACACCCAAUGGACUUGUCGUUCCUGUUAUCAAGAAUGUACAAAACAAAACCAUUUUAGAAAUUGCACGUGAGUUGAAUAUUCUGCAAAAAAAAGGAAGUAAUGGCCAGCUCGGACUGAGUGACUUAAGCGGAGGAACAUUUACUAUUUCUAACAUUGGCAUCAUUGGAGGGACAUAUACGAAACCUGUAAUUCUUCCGCCACAGGUCGCAAUAGGAGCAUUGGGGAAAAUUCAGGUACUUCCAAGGUUCACCUCCAAUGGAGAUGUGGCCAAGACUCACGUGCUGACAGUGAGCUGGUCGGCAGACCACCGGGUCAUCGAUGGGGUGACCAUGGCUCGAUUCUCCAAUUACAUGAAGGGCUAUCUCGAAAAUCCUCUCACCCUGAUUUUGGAUCUUUAAAAAGUCAUAAAUAAAAAAUGUCACAAUACUA
Molecule: messenger RNA, 1763 nt
Organism: Amyelois transitella
Lineage: Eukaryota; Metazoa; Arthropoda; Insecta; Lepidoptera; Pyralidae
Product: lipoamide acyltransferase component of branched-chain alpha-keto acid dehydrogenase complex, mitochondrial
Exons: 9
Coding region: 296-1732 (478 amino acids)
Cellular component (GO): mitochondrion; cytoplasm
Molecular function (GO): acetyltransferase activity; lipoic acid binding
Source: RefSeq, a predicted model, not a curated record